UGGGCCCUGCUGCUCCCACCCCAGCGCGGCGCCCGGCGUGCAGCAGACGCUAGACGAGAUGGACUUCGAGAGGGGUCGGGAAGCAGGCAAUGGCUUCGGUAACUUUCCCCAGUGGUGCGGCGGGAUCCGACUCCCCACCUGGUGCCACCCCGGGACACCCAGGCCUGCUCCGGGGUCUGAGAGGGGUCGGGCGGCAGAGUCUGCUUCCAGGGCACUGCACCCAGCCGGAGGGAAUCUGGUCGGCAGCCCUGAACGGAGACCUGGGCCGAGUGAAGUAUCUAAUCCAAAAGGCAGCGGACCCCAGCCAGCCUGACUCCGCAGGCUACACGGCUCUACACUAUGCCAGCCGCAAUGGGCACUAUGCCGUGUGCCAGUUCCUACUGGAGAGUGGGGCCAAGUGUGAUGCCCAGACCCACGGGGGAGCCACCGCCCUGCAUCGCGCCAGCUACUGCGGGCACACGGACAUUGCCCGGCUCCUGCUCUCACACGGCUCCAACCCCAGGCUGGUGGACGCCGACGGCAUGACCAGUCUGCACAAGGCCGCCGAGAAGGGUCACGUGGACAUCUGCUCCCUCCUGCUGCAGCACAGCCCGGCCCUGAAGGCUGUUCGGGACCGGAAGGCCCGGCUCGCCUGCGACCUGCUGCCUGGCAACAGCGACCUGCGGGACCUGCUGGCCGGCUGAGUCGCCGCCCAGUCUCAGACAGCGCCCGAGGACUCAGACUGGCUCUCCCAGCCCCCACCUGGACAGCACCCGAGCCGCAGGGUGAGCGCCUGAGGCCAAAGGAGCCCGGCAGAGCCUCGUUCUGGCCCGGCAAAGCAAGGGGACUCAGAUUGCGGGGCGCCAGGGUGGCCGCCUGGACAGAUGAUUGUAUUCUAAAUUAGCUCAUGUGGGAACAUCUAUCCGUUUAAAAAAAAUAAAGUCAUAGCCUUACCUCAUCCCCUGCACAAAAAUAAAUUUGGAGUUAAGACCCAAAUCUGAAAAUAUAAAACUCUGUAAGCAUGAGAAGCAGCUUUGGAAUACGUGACACAUGAAAAGCUGCUUUCGAGUGACGUGGGGUCCAUGUGUGGAUGAGACGAGUGGAGAUCUGAGGAGCACUGAGGGGGCGCCCAGAGCCGUGCAGACAGCAUUUGAGCUCCCACCUCCCCAAAACCUGACCCACACCUGCAUCUCUACCAUAAUUUCAUUCAUGUUAACUGUCCGAGAGACAAGGUGCUAUUGCUUUGUUUUAUGUUGCAUUCACUGCUGAUUACUAGUGAGGUUGACUGCCUGUCUUCUGUGACCUUGUUCAAAUUUAAAAUUUUUAAUUUUUAAAAUUGUUUUCUUUUUUCAUAGGAGUCGUUUAUGUACUUUGGAUAUUGAUCCUUUGUUUUGUGUAUAUAUCUAUAUGUAUCUUUUUCAUGCUGUCUCUUGUCUUAACUGUGUGUGUUGUUACCUGUUUAUGAAAAUUGGUACAGUGGAUAGCAGUUUGGCAAUAUCUACUAAAAUUUAAGUGAGCAAGACCAAUACUUCUAAUUUCUCUGUAGCUCCCUAGAGAAAUAUCCAUGGAUACAAAGUUA
Molecule: messenger RNA, 1558 nt
Organism: Odocoileus virginianus texanus
Lineage: Eukaryota; Metazoa; Chordata; Mammalia; Artiodactyla; Cervidae
Source: RefSeq, a predicted model, not a curated record